CAUGCCCUUUUUCUCUAGAAGUUGACGCACGCGCUUCCUUAAUCCUUCCAUCCUCCCCUUUCCCAAAGAAAGUGACUCCAGUUUUUUUUUUUUUUUUUUUUUUAUCACCUUCUCUUCUUUCACACUCAAGCACGUUUUCAAAUUCCAGCAUUCCACGCAAACCCCAAUUGGCAAAGCAUUGGUGUACCCGCCCACACAAUUUGUUUGUUUUAUUUUGUUUAACUUUUCUUUUGGAUUUGAGGUUUCUUUGUUUGUCUUUUUCUUUAUGCAUGCUGUGCUGGCAGAAGUUGUUCUUGGAAGAAGCUAGUUGUUGUUUCUCGUAGAGGGUUAUAUAAUCACUGUGAUAUGAUUAUUACCCAGUUGGAGAAUCUUGAAUAUUCUGGAAAAGUUCUGUGUUUUUCGCUAAGUGCUGUGAAUGGUGGGGUUGUUUGUUUUAGUUAGAAUUUGUUUGAUUUUAAAGGUUAGAACUUGCAAUCUUGAAUGAGGUUUUUCACUAGGAUUUGUUGGGGUUAUUAGAGAAGAGAUAUUUUGUUGGCAGAUCUGUCAGAAUUUGUAGGGUGACCGUUGAGGUGCUUUAUCAGGAUCAUUUUUUGGAAGGAAGAUGGUUGGAAGCAAUGGGAAUGCACAUUCAAAUGGCUCUCUUUUGAAUGUUAAUGGGGGUAGUUUAGAAGAGAAGGUUGAUGAGAUUCGUGGGCUUCUUGGGAAAGUGGAGGGUGAUCCAUUGAGAAUAGUUGGUGUAGGAGCUGGUGCUUGGGGUAGUGUGUUUAUUGCUAUGCUGCAGGAGGCUUAUGGUAGUUUAAGAGAAAAAGUUCUGAUAAGGAUAUGGAGAAGGCCGGGAAGAAUGGUUGACAGGGCCACGGCUGAGCACUUGUUCGAGGUGAUCAAUUCAAGGGAGGAUGUACUGAGGAGACUUAUUAGGAGGUGUGCAUAUUUAAAAUAUGUCGAGGCUAGAUUAGGUGAUAGAACACUUUAUGCAGAUGAGAUUUUGAAAGAUGGGUUUUGCCUGAAUAUGAUUGAUACCCCUCUGUGCCCUCUGAAGGUUGUGACAAACCUGCAGGAGGCUGUGUGGGAUGCUGAUAUCGUGAUUAAUGGCUUGCCAUCAACGGAAACUCGUGAGGUGUUUGAGGAAAUUAGUAAGUACUGGAAAGAGAGAAUCACUGUCCCUGUCAUUGUAUCCUUGGCAAAAGGUGUAGAGGCUGAAUUGGGCACUGAGCCACGGAUAAUAACACCAACUCUAAUGAUCAAUCAAGCAACUGGCGUUCCCUUGGACAGCAUCCUUUAUCUUGGAGGACCGAACAUUGCCUCAGAAAUUUACAACAAGGAAUAUGCAAAUGCUCGGAUAUGUGGGGCAGAAAAAUGGAGGAAAACAUUGGCAAAGUUUUUGAGGCAACCUCACUUUAUAGUGUGGGAUAAUGGUGAUCUUGUUACUCAUGAAAUCAUGGGUGGAUUAAAGAAUGUAUAUGCUAUUGGAGCAGGAAUGGUAGCUGCUUUAACAAAUGAAAGUGCCACCAGCAAAUCUGUAUACUUUGCUCACUGUACUUCAGAGAUGAUUUUUAUCACUCAUCUAUUGGCAGAAGAACCAGAAAAACUUGCUGGGCCACUUUUGGCUGAUACUUAUGUAACCUUGUUGAAAGGUCGUAAUGCGUGGUAUGGACAGAAGUUGGCCAAAGGGGAAUUGAGCCUUGAAAUGGGUGACAGUAUCAAGGGCAAGGGGAUGAUUCAGGGAGUCUCUGCUGUUAGGGCCUUUUAUGAGCUACUUAGCCAGUCCAGCUUAAAUGUCCUAAAUCCUGAAGAGAACAAGCAUGUAGCCCCAGUGGAGCUCUGUCCCAUCUUGAAGAUGUUAUACAGAAUAUUGAUAAUAAGGGAAUAUCCAGCCCAGGCCAUUCUUGAAGCAUUAAGGGAUGAGACAAUGAAUGAUCCCCGUGACCGCAUUGAGAUUGCCCAAAGCCAUGUGUUUUAUAGGCCAUCUCUUCUUGGUCACAAGCCUUAGAGUGUUUGUUUUUACGUUUAAAAGUUUCAAACUACAGUUUAACUCAAUGAGACAAUGACACUAGACCCUUGGAUUGGGGUGUAAAUGCAUUGGAACUCUGUAAUGUGAAAUAUUGACACACCUAGUCUAAUUGGUUUGGAAGUAAAUUUCGAGACUUGGUAAUAGUAUUUGUAAAUAUCAAUGCAUUUUAUUCUUAUGCAUGAUUUUUUGUUGGAA
Messenger RNA from Glycine soja, 2206 nucleotides. Its product is annotated as probable glycerol-3-phosphate dehydrogenase [NAD(+)] 1, cytosolic. The transcript has 5 exons. Bases 602 to 1990 code for a protein of 462 amino acids. Gene Ontology annotation, cellular component: cytosol. Lineage: Eukaryota; Viridiplantae; Streptophyta; Magnoliopsida; Fabales; Fabaceae. Gene Ontology annotation, biological process: glycerol-3-phosphate catabolic process; carbohydrate metabolic process. Gene Ontology annotation, molecular function: NAD binding; glycerol-3-phosphate dehydrogenase [NAD(P)+] activity. The record is from RefSeq and is a predicted model, not a curated record.